This is a messenger RNA of Helianthus annuus (common sunflower), 2125 nucleotides long. RefSeq names its product guanine nucleotide-binding protein-like NSN1. The coding region runs from base 184 to 1995 and encodes 603 amino acids. Gene Ontology annotation, cellular component: nucleolus. The transcript is spliced from 9 exons. Lineage: Eukaryota; Viridiplantae; Streptophyta; Magnoliopsida; Asterales; Asteraceae. The record is from RefSeq and is a predicted model, not a curated record. Gene Ontology annotation, molecular function: GTP binding.
CGAGCCUCUCUCACCCCAUAAAUCUUUUUCAAAAACCGUUGUUUCCUUUUUUUUCUUUUUAGUUUAUUCGGCCCCUUUUCUUCAAAACCCUAAUCUCCUAAAUCCUGAAGCAACAAACAACAUCCACGCCCCCAGAAAACCUUCAAAACCCCAACAUCUGAAAGCUCCAAACCACCAAUCGUAAUGGGGAAACAGAGCAAAAAGAGUAAGAACAAAAGAAUCACACUGAAGCAGAAGAACAAGGUGCUAAAGAAAGUAAAGCUACACCACAAAAAGAAGGCCAAUGAGGCCAAGAAGCUUGGUAUGAACAAAAAGCCUAAAGUUGACAAGGACCAAGGCGCGCCUAAUGACUGGCCGGUGAAGGAACAAGAUCUCAAGGCUGUCGAGGCUCGUCGGACCAAAGUUCUUGAAGAAACUCAGCAAAAAAAAGCUGCAACUAAAGAGAGGGUUUUAAAGAGGAAGCUUGGGCAGAUGGAUGACGAUGACGACGACAUCGCAAAUCUGACCGAGCAGGUUUCUACUAAAAACCAGGAUUUUAGAGAGGGAAACGUUCACGAUGAUUUUGCAGUCGCGAGCAAGACACGGGAUAAUUCUGAGAGGUCUUUCUACAAGGAGUUGGCAAAAGUUAUCGAAGCGUCAGAUGUCAUCUUAGAAGUGCUUGAUGCUCGGGACCCACUUGGUACGCGUUCUGCUGACAUGGAGAAGGUGGUUAUGAGAGCUGGUCCAGAUAAACAUCUUGUUUUGCUCUUGAAUAAAAUUGAUCUUGUUCCUCGCGAAGCUGCUGAAAAGUGGCUCACGUAUCUUCGAGAGGAAUUGCCAGCUGUCGCUUUUAAGUGUAGCACUCAAGAACAAAGGUCUAAUCUGGGGUGGAAGUCCUCCAAAUCUGCAAAGAAAACAAGCAAUCUUUUACAAACAAGUGAUUGUCUUGGAGCUGAAACUCUCAUAAAGCUGCUUAAAAAUUACUCAAGAAGUCACGAGCUUAAAAAAUCAAUCACCGUGGGUGUGGUGGGCCUGCCGAACGUAGGUAAGAGCAGUCUUAUUAAUAGUUUGAAGAGAUGCCAUGUUGUCAAUGUCGGGGCGACACCUGGACUGACAAGAACCAUGCAAGAAGUCCAGUUAGACAAGAACGUUAAACUUUUGGACUGUCCCGGUGUUGUGAUGCUUAAAUCCGGGGAUAAUGAUGCUGCUGUUGCACUCAGAAAUUGCAAGAGAAUCGAGAAGCUAGAGGAUCCUGUGGGCCCAGUAAAGGAGAUCCUGAAAUUAUGCCCUGCAGAAACGUUAACAACGAUAUACAAACUUUCCAGCUUCGAUUCAGUUGAUGAUUUUCUUUUUAAGGUAGCUACUCUCAGAGGUAAGCUAAAAAAGGGAGGUAUAGUGGACAUCAGCGCUGCUGCUAGAAUCGUGUUACAUGACUGGAAUGAAGGUAAAAUUCCAUUUUACACGAUGCCUCCAGCUAGAAACGACGGUGAGGUUAUGGAGGCGAAUAUAGUUUCCGAACUUGGAAAGGAGUUCAAUGUGGAUGAGGUUUACGGCACAGACUCCUCGAUUAUUGGCAGCUUAAAAUCUGUGGAUGAUUUUAACUCUGCUACAGUCAUCCCCGAUAAUCCUGUUGCUUUUGAUGAGACAAUGCUCGAGAACGAAAAAGUAUCAGGAGGUCUAAAUCCAGUACAAGGUAUAAAGCAUCGAGGGGAAGAUGAAUCUAUGGCGGAAUAUAAUGAUUCAGAAGAGGUGACGGUAAAAAAUUCAAGUAGCAGACAGAACGAAAAAUUAUAUGCCGCAGAAGGUGUUCUAAACACAAAGUUAAGGAAAGCUGAAAAGAAGAGAAGGAAAAAGGCAAACAAAUUAGCUCCAAUGGACGGUGAUUAUGACUUGAAGGUUGAUAAUACGAGGAACGGAUCUGCAAUGGAUGUUGGUGAUGAGGGAGAUGAUGACGUGUCGGUUAACAAUGUCAUGAAGAACAGAUUUGCUUUGCCGGAUGCAGCUCUUGACGAGUAGAACUUUAUAUAGUUUUGUGUAUUGUGGUUUGGUUUGGUUUACACCAUCAGUUUUGACAUGUUUAUUUUUUGCUAUUUGACAAUCAAAAAUUUUAAAUUAUAUUGUAGAUAACAUGUCACAAUGUUGGACC